CUUGUCAUUUUGGGUCCUACAAUCGAACGGCUGAGAUGCAUUGAUCAUGAUCAACCACGCUAUUUAGAGAUGGAAAUGUUAGAUAGCGAGGGUUACUUUUGAUUUAGCACACACAAACUCACACUCUCUCUCUGGUUGUGAAAAGGGGAGUUUCUUAUUCCUUCUAGACGCUUCCACUGAUCGGCUAUUCUGUGAUGGCGGAGCACCACGAGCACGAGGAGGCCAAGGGUGAAUCCUUGUUGGACAAGAUUUCCGGGAAGAUCCACGACCAUGAUUCCUCGUCUUCUUCCGAUUCCGACAACGAGAAAACCGGGCCCUCUGAGUCCCUGAAGUCAAAGGUUUUCAGGCUUUUCGGAAGGGAAAAACCCAUUCACCAUGUUCUUGGUGGCGGAAAACCGGCUGAUGUUUUUCUGUGGAGAAAUAAGAAGAUAUCAGCAUCGACACUCGGAGUUGCUACAGCCAUAUGGAUUCUGUUUGAAUUGCUUGAAUAUCACCUCCUCACUUUGGUUUGCCACUUCGUAAUACUUGCCCUCGCGGGUUUGUUCUUGUGGUCCAAUGCAUCCACUUUCAUCAACAAGAGGCCGCCAAAGAUCCCACAAGUGCACAUUCCAGAGGAGCCUAUUUUACAAUUUGCCUCUGCUCUUAGAAUUGAGAUUAAUCGGGCAUUUUCAGUGUUAAGGGAUAUUGCAUCCGGAAGGGAUCUCAAGAAGUUCUUAUCAGUGAUUGCUGGAUUAUGGGUUUUCUCUAUUCUGGGCAGUUGGGCGAACUUCUUGACGUUGUUCUACAUAGCUUUUGUUUUGCUUCAUACUGUGCCUGUGCUGUAUGAGAAAUACGAAGAUCAAGUGGACUCUUUUGGUGAGAAGGCGUUUGCCGAGAUUAAGAAGCAAUAUGCAGUAUUCGAUGCGAAGGUUUUGAGCAAGAUACCCAAAGGACCUUUGAAAGAUAAAAAGAAAGAUUGAAAUGGUACUAGUGUCGGACAAAUAUGUUGUAGUGGGGUUUCAUCAAAUGUUCUGUUAAAUUUAGAUUCAGCAUCAGCCAAAACCCUAUAAUCAUGUCAUAUUUUAUUUUUUUAGGUACCUUUACUUACUAGACAUUGUGGAGGAAAAUUAUCUUAUGUAUUUUUCUACUGGUUUACUUACAUGGACCCUUCAAGAAAUCCCAUAUGCUUAUGGAUGACUUGUUAUUGUGCUUGUAUUUACAUCAUGAAUACAUAUACUCUGCAUUUGAAUGCUUUCGUUUAA
Vigna radiata var. radiata (mung bean) is the source of this 1241-nucleotide messenger RNA. Its product is annotated as reticulon-like protein B2. The record is from RefSeq and is a predicted model, not a curated record. NCBI's taxonomy places the organism in Eukaryota, Viridiplantae, Streptophyta, Magnoliopsida, Fabales, Fabaceae. Bases 195 to 959 code for a protein of 254 amino acids. The transcript is spliced from 5 exons.